AUGAGUGUGGAAGAGUAUUCUUUGACGUUCACUAUGAUGUCUAAAUAUGCAACAUCUUUGGUGUCUAAGCCUAGUGAUGAGAUGAGUAGGUUUGUGAUGGGUGUUGCCGACCUUGUGAGGGAAGAAUGUUGUACGUCCAUGUUACAAGAUGAUAUGACCUUAGCUACACUCAUGGUGUGUGCUCAAUCUAUGGAGGAGUCCAAAGUUAAGAGGAUGUUUACAAAUUUGAAUAUAAGUGGACCAAGUGAGCAAGAUCAGCCUAGGUUCAAGAAGAGGGCUCAAAAUCAAGAGGGACCUAGUGCUCCCGAGGUCAAACUUGAGAAAGGAGGUGCUUAUCAAGAUGGCAAGCCUACUUGUGCUACUUGUGGAAAGAAACAUUAUGGGAAGAAGUGUCUAGCCGAUACUAGUGGUUGCUUUCAUUGUGGGAAGGAUGAUCAUAAGGUAAGAGAUUGUCGUACCAUUGUUGCUAGAGGAAUAGAGGGUAAGCAAGUUACUCCUAAUGUUCCGGGUAAUGAUUCUACAAAGGCAAAGGCUCGUUUCUAUGCACUCCGAGCAAGAGGAUCAAAGUCGUAUGGGGAUGAUGAUGAUGAUGUUGGUAAGUUCUAG
Molecule: messenger RNA, 606 nt
Organism: Solanum pennellii
Lineage: Eukaryota; Viridiplantae; Streptophyta; Magnoliopsida; Solanales; Solanaceae
Exons: 1
Coding region: 1-606 (201 amino acids)
Molecular function (GO): zinc ion binding; nucleic acid binding
Source: RefSeq, a predicted model, not a curated record